This is a messenger RNA of Hyphopichia burtonii NRRL Y-1933, 1038 nucleotides long. RefSeq names its product tRNA splicing endonuclease subunit (gene SEN2). The transcript has a single exon. Gene Ontology annotation, cellular component: tRNA-intron endonuclease complex. NCBI's taxonomy places the organism in Eukaryota, Fungi, Ascomycota, Pichiomycetes, Serinales, Debaryomycetaceae. The coding region runs from base 1 to 1038 and encodes 345 amino acids. Gene Ontology annotation, molecular function: nucleic acid binding; tRNA-intron lyase activity. Gene Ontology annotation, biological process: tRNA-type intron splice site recognition and cleavage; tRNA splicing, via endonucleolytic cleavage and ligation. The record is from RefSeq and is a predicted model, not a curated record.
AUGGGUAAACGAAAUAAUAAGAUACUUAAUCAGAUAUAUACUCAACCGUUACCGGUUAAAGUUUAUGGAGGGCUACCUACGAUUUUUCCUCAUAAUCCGAUUUCCUGGAUAUAUUUUGGAUAUGUGUAUAUACGAGUGUUACGGGAAGUAGGGUUGGAACAGACAAUAGAAGUUGAAGUAGAAGAUAGGGUAUUCAAAGUUGACAGAGAAGAAUCAAUGAUGAUAUUAUGGAGACAAGGAUUUUUCGGUAAGGGAAAUUUAUCUAGAUCGGAGCCCACUUGGAGAGAACGAAUCAAAAGAUUAAAUGAAGAAGAAUUAAGUAAUGAAGAUAUCACCAAGGUUAGAAGAGAAGAAAGGAAAAGAUUCAAGAAUGAAAGAAGUAAAUUACAAGAAUUAGAAUUAAAACAGCGACAAGAUAUAAUAAACCCACAAGAACAACUUGAAAUGAAUGCAUUACAGAAGAAAUUAGAAGAAUUCAAAGUUAACUACGAUAGUAAGAAAAUCAAACCCGAUGUCAUUAUACAAGAUGCCAAUCUUGAGUAUUUACAAUUGCAACCCGUGGAAGUAAUGUUCUUGAAAUAUUUAUCAGCGAUAAAGAUUUUCGAUAACGGGCUUGAAUUAACCAAUGAACAACUUUUCCAGAAAUGUACUGGUCAGCACCAAGACCAAAUAACGAGCUCAAACCAGUUCAUCUUGGAAUACGUGGUAUACCACCACUUCAGAUCACUAGGCUGGUGUGUCCGAUCAGGAAUCAAAUUUGGGUGUGAUUAUUUGCUAUACAAGCGAGGUCCACCCUUCAGCCACGCAGAGUACGGGAUCUACCUCAUGACGGGCGAAAAGAAGUGGACCGACAUCCAGGCCCUCACCCGGGUCAUUGGAGGGGUUAAAAAAUGUUUCGUACUAGUGUAUAUCGACAUUCCCGAUUUGCAACAAUUCAACCAAGCAUUGCAAACGAAAAACUGCUCCGAUUUGCUCAAACUAUAUAAAGUGACUCCAAUUCUCUACAAAAGAUGGGUCCCCAGCAAGACCAGAGAUUAA